AAUCGUUACCACUGAACUUUCUCCCUCUUGCUCCCUCUCGUUAAUCAAUACUAUAUCCUUCUCUUCUAAAGGGUUUCUACAACUGUUCUUUCAGUUGAAGAAGCGAGAGGUAGAGCUCAGGAAAAGUUAUUUGAAGCCAUUCAUUAAUCGAGAUUGAAAAUGACGAUCAUGGAACAAGUGAUUGGGAUUCCGGUGAUCUCAGGAUCCUUAUUAUUGACUGAUUCUGAUUCCAUGCAAUGUCAAUCCACUCAUCACGAAGAUCAAUUCCAAAGGUUAGGAAAAGAUUCGAUGCUUAAGAGGAUGAACAAGCUCCGGAUGAAAGCUGAUUUUUUCUCUCACAGUUUCCGAGCUCAGGUGAGAUCAAAUCUGAAGAUGUCGGAAACAGUAAAAAGGAAGCUGAGCAUGGGAGCUCAAUUCCUGCAAGUGGGUGGAAGGGAGAAAGUUUUCAAGACACUGUUUAAUGUCUCUGAAAGAGAGAGACUCCUAAAGGCUUCACACUGCUGCUUAUCAACUUCAGCCGGUAACAUUGCAGGCUUCCUCUUCAUAUCCAUCAGGAACUUAGCGUUCUGCAGUCACAGAUCCUUAAAGGUGUGCUGUCCAAAUGGAGAAGCUGUCAAGGUCCAUUACAAGGUUUUGAUCCCACUUUCUAAAAUAGAGACAGCAAAUCAAUGCGAGAAUGUUGAGAAGCCAUUGCAGAAGUACAUGCAAAUUGUUACAGUAGACAACUUCGACUUCUGGUUCAUGGGAUUCCUGAAUUAUCAGAAAACCUGGAAAUAUAUUCAGCAAGCACUUUUUCUUGAGCAGUAAUAGCAUUCCACACUCUCUCGCCAGGAAAAUGCCCUCUUCCAUCUUUUCCUUUCUUCCCAGAUGUAAAUGCAGAGAACUCAGACUACUAUAUAUAUGUAAUUGUCGACAAACUGUAAAAGAGGUUUUGUUCAGAGAAAUCAGAAACUGCAAAGUUUCACGAACUGGAAGGGUUAAUUAGGUGAAAAAUUUGUCAUUGGCAAUUCAGUUUCCUUUUUUUUUUUUCUCCUGGUUUUCCCUUGUACUUGGUUUUUUGCUCGAGCUUCUUCCGCCCAAAAAUCAAUGUUUACUUAUCAAAUUUAUCCUCAAAAUUACAUCAUAAAUGAGGAAAAAAUGAAGACGGUGCGGAGGAUCAGGUUGCUUCUGUCCAUGACAGGACAGUCCUGGGCCUCGAUGAAUUUGGCCCGCAUGUGAUUGCACUGUGGUGGGGGUUGCUUGGGAUUCAGAGCUUGGAGCCUUCCUUCAUGUUCUUCCCAAGGACUGUAUCCUUUAUGCUUUUUCUCUGCCUCUAUUCAUUGUGGUCUUCCCCAAGAGCACACCAACUUUACCAGAACUAUGGAAUCUCCGGGGAAGUGUUUUUUUGCCUUGCCGAUGAAUGUGCAGUAGGUGAUCUUUGAACAUAGAUGAUCUUUCCGCUUUCA
Punica granatum (pomegranate) is the source of this 1445-nucleotide messenger RNA. Lineage: Eukaryota; Viridiplantae; Streptophyta; Magnoliopsida; Myrtales; Lythraceae. The record is from RefSeq and is a predicted model, not a curated record.